GUUUCUGACAAUGUUGUUCGAUCUACACGCUGUGUCUGUGUAAUGAUAUUGUGGAGAGAUAUUAUUAUUCAGUGUUUUCUGUUAGGAGAACAUUAUCUAAUUGUGUCGAUAGUUGGACUAAUACUGAGUCUCGUGUCUAAGCACGCGCAGCAUUGCAAUGAAUGUCCAGCGUGUGGCGCUAGAGCAACUCUCCGGGCGGUGGCUAGAUUUGUGUUGACGGAAGUUCCCACAGAAGAAGAAACACGCAGCGAUGGUGCGAGUGAAGUCUAGGUAUUUACUGUGCGAAGUCAACGUUGAAGACCACAGUCGUUUGUUGCAGCUGGAUGACCGAGCUGUUGCGGCGGCAGUGAGGGCAGCGGUCGCCCGCACACACGGGGACUACGGGGCCGCUCUCUGCAGCAUCAGGUUCUCUGUGAAAUAUCUGAAUGCUCAUACUGGAAUAGUAUUCCUGCGUUUCCCCAAAAGGUGUUACAGACUCCUCUGGUCUGCACUGCCAUUCAUUACCUGUAUUGAAACUCGUGGGCAGAAAAUCCCAUGUUUUCUGAACUGCUUGCAUGUGGGAGGAACAAUUAGAACAUGUCAGAAGUUUCUGAUCCGAUACAACACCCAGCAGCUCCAUCGAAUGCUACCUAAAUGUAAAAAUGAAGAAGAAAAACGACAGGUACAGAAAGCAAUACUGAACUGCACUCUUACAAGAGGAAACAAGGCAGAAUCAGAAGAUGAAUCAGAGAGUGAAGAAGAAUGACUUUACAGCAAAGGACGGCGGCAGACAUUUUUUGUUACAGAACUUAAAUUAAGCUUUUGAAGAAAUGCAUACCAAACUCUGUGGACAUAUGGUUUGUACUGCAGCUGCUCAGAGCUUUUGUUUGUGAAGAAAACUGACUGACUGUAUGCCUGUUUUCAAUAGAGGGACACGUCAGAUGAUGUUUGUCACCUUAAUCGUUGGGGUUGGCAGAAUGGCCUAAGUAAAAAAUAAAACUGCAAUUUCAUAGGCCAAAAUAAGACUAUGGCCUAAUAAGUUUCAGUGAAAUAUUUUGUAUUUAUACUAUGUUUUAUGUUCAUGUGUAUUUUGUUUACAAAUUAAAAUACUGUUUUUGAAUA
Molecule: messenger RNA, 1101 nt
Organism: Cyclopterus lumpus (lumpfish)
Lineage: Eukaryota; Metazoa; Chordata; Actinopteri; Perciformes; Cyclopteridae
Gene: pop5
Product: POP5 homolog, ribonuclease P/MRP subunit
Exons: 5
Coding region: 251-745 (164 amino acids)
Biological process (GO): tRNA 5'-leader removal
Cellular component (GO): ribonuclease P complex
Molecular function (GO): ribonuclease P RNA binding
Source: RefSeq, a predicted model, not a curated record